UGCCUUCUGAAGCGUCUGCUUCCAGUUCCAGGGCGGGGCAGAAACGGUUAAGGAGCCCUGUCAUCGACAAUGCGCGGCUCUGACCUUUGUCCUUCACCCUGAGAGUCACUUGUAGGGAACACGAGAAUCUCUGCUCGGCACGAAAUGGGGUCCUUUUUCUCUAGAGCUAUGGAUGAAAACAUGAAGAAUCAGAAGGAAUUCAUGCUCAUGAACUCACAACUUCAGUUAGAGAGGCAGAUUGUGAUGCAGAAUCAGAUGCGAGAGAAGCAGAUGGCCAUGCAGAUUGCCUGGACGCGGGAGUUUUUGAAGUAUUAUGGGACAUUUUUCAGCUUAGCUGCACUUGGAUUAACAGCAGGGGCAAUAAAAGGAAAGAAGCCAGCAUUAUUUGUUCCCAUUAUACCACUAGGAUUUGUUUUUGCAUACCAGUAUGAUAUGGGCUAUGGAACCUUGAUUCAUAGGAUGAAAGGUACUGCAGAAGAUAUUCUUGAAAAAGAGUCUAAUUUACUAGAAAUGCCACAGGGUUUACCAACUUUCGAGUUGAUUGAAAAAGCAAGGAAAGCUCAAAGGAAGUUCUUUGUAGAAAAGUAAAAUGAACAUCCAAGUGAAAACAUACCAAAGGAGGCUUGUCAGAAAUAAACCUACUAUUCCGUCCAGGCUGCAGUCAUCAAUGCAUUGGUGCUAGAUUCUGUAAUAUUAUGCCACACAUCUGGAAAUUAAAAGCACAAGCAUGAAUUUCUUAACAUA
Messenger RNA from Bufo bufo (common toad), 744 nucleotides. It is a transcript of the gene PLGRKT, whose product is annotated as plasminogen receptor with a C-terminal lysine. Gene Ontology annotation, cellular component: plasma membrane. Gene Ontology annotation, biological process: positive regulation of plasminogen activation. The transcript has 5 exons. The coding region runs from base 145 to 588 and encodes 147 amino acids. NCBI's taxonomy places the organism in Eukaryota, Metazoa, Chordata, Amphibia, Anura, Bufonidae. The record is from RefSeq and is a predicted model, not a curated record.